Dibothriocephalus latus is the source of this 630-nucleotide messenger RNA. NCBI's taxonomy places the organism in Eukaryota, Metazoa, Platyhelminthes, Cestoda, Diphyllobothriidea, Diphyllobothriidae. The record is from the annotation of a GenBank genome assembly.
AUGUCAUCCGGUCGUUUAUUUAACGAAAAAACGAUUUCUUAUCAUUUUACUAACACCACUCCAGACAAGACAGGCUUUUUAUGGAAAAAACCUUCUGAUGGAAAAGGAUCCUUCAAGAAACGUUAUUUUAUCCUCAGCGGAAAUAUGCUUGUGUACAGUGAGCACAAAGAUGACAAAGAGCCACUCGGACUAAUUCUUUUGGAGGGGCAUUUUAUUGAGCUUCUCGAAGACCGUACUUUUGCUAUCCUUUUCACUGGUGAGAACGAUCUGCGGAGGAGCUACGUGCUUAAAGCAGAAAAUGACACCGAGGCUGAGGCGUGGAUGCAAGCUCUCACACAUUGUGGGUCUGAAUUCCUCUUGCUCUCCGUGGAAGAACUUGAAGACCAACUGCGGGCGCUUAUGUCUUCAGAGGACACGCAAAGUGUGCCGCCACGAAUAACUGGUUCGCCACCCAAAAGAAACCCAUUCAAUCCCCUCUCUGCGAGUCCGGCAACAACGUAUAUGGUUUCUGCUUCGCGAGAAAAGAUUACUCAUCUGGAACGCCUGUAUCAGCUCUCCUGGGAUGACCUUCAAUGCACAGCGAAGGCAUAUUUCGAUGAAAUGAUAUCCCUCAAUUCCAGCUGUGACUGA